AUGACUGACGAUGCUUCUACUGCCUAUAUAUGCAUCUAUUGUCCAUUCAAUUCGGAUAACCUAGAGGCACUCGAAAAUCAUUUAACAAAUACGCACGGGCACGGGUGUCAAGAUGUACUACAACCACCACCAUCACAAGCACAAUCGUCAUCAUCAUCAUCGAACAUUAUUAACAAGGCCGGUAAACGCGAGGCGCCUGAUGAUGAACAGUCUCAAUCGUCAUUGAAUGGUAUUAAACAAACAAAAGAACAUUCAUUAGGUGUUAAACGAGUUAAACGUACAUUAUCUCCACAAACACCAGCGAAUAUAUUUGUAAAUGGUACUAAUGAUAAUUCUGAUCAAGAAGAUGAUGAUGAUGAAUUUGAUGAUGAUGAAGAUGAAGAUGAUGAAAGAGAUUCAACAUCAAAUCCAACAACAAUGUCACCAAAAGCUAUUUUAACAUGUCCAACAUGUGGUUCAACAUAUCAUCGUCUUGGACAUCUUUUACGACAUGCAAAACGAAAACAUCGUAUUGAUCUAUCAAAUUAUGAUGGACCACAUACAUUUGAUAUUCUUACAUCACAAACAAAUCAGAUUGAAACAUCUGAUAUUGAAAUAAAUAAAAAUUUUAAAGAACAAAUAAAUCCAAUAAAAACAGAAGAUAUGGAUUUAUCUGAUAAAUCAUCUCAACAACAAAAUGAAACAAUAUCUGAAACAAAUGCAACAACGGAUUGUCCAUAUUGUGAUUAUAAAACAACGGAUAUUGAACUAUUUAAAUCACAUAUUAUAGCUCAUAUACGUGAUAAAAAUUAUCGAUGUUUAUUAUGUAAUCGUUUAUAUAAAUAUCGAGGUGAUUGCUCAUUUCAUAUACGUCGUAAACAUCAUCGAUAUAGUACAAAUUCAAAUGAUUAUAUUCAACGAUUUUUAUUUGAUACAACUGAUGGUGAUGAAACUAUGUCAACACAAUCCGGUAUACAUGGAUCAUCAUUAAAUGGUACAAUUAAUAAUCCAAAUGCAUCACGUGAACAAGAUGAACCUGUACGUUAUUUUGGUUGUCCUUAUUGCGAUUAUACAUCAAAUUAUGGUGGUGAUGUUCGAAAACAUCAAGCACGUAAACAUCCUAAUGUUGAAUCAAAAGUAAUAAAAAUAAUUCGACAAGAUUCGGAACAUCAAGCUUUUCCUCCAUCAAUAAAUCCUAAUCAACAUGAUGAUAAUGAUGAUGAUCAUGUUGAUGAAGAUGCUAAUAAUAUAAUAUCGAAACCAAAUAUUAAUCUGAUUGAACAACAAGAACGUAAAGAAAAAAUAAAAACUGUAAAAAAAACUGAUGUGAAUUUCAUUCAACAACAUCCAUCAACAUUACCUAUGUUACCUAAUUUUGCACCUGUAAGAGUUUUUCAAUGUAGUUCAUGUCAUCAACAAGGUACAUAUAAAUGGGUUGUUGAAAGACAUAUACGUGCUAAACAUCCUGAUCAACCUGAUGCACAUGUUAUUGAAUUACCAGCUGAAUUAGCUGUUAAAUUACAAAAAAUAACACCACCAUUAAAACGUUUUCGUUGUUCAUUAUGUCCAUUACAAUCGAAACAUACAUGGGUUAUUAUUCGUCAUAUUAAACAUUUUCAUACGUUACAAACAGCAUCUGUUCUUGAUAUACAACCAGAUGGAACACCACCAAAUGAUGAAUCAUUUUCAUUUCAAAAUGGAGAUUUUUCCAAUAAAUCUUUUAAUCAUGAUUCGGAAUCAUCAUCAAUCAGUAGUUCAUGUAAUGAAACUGGACUAGAUGUUCAAAAUGAUUCAUUUGCUCAACAUGAUCCUGAAGAUGAAGAUGAUGAAAGUGAUAAUAUUCGAUCAUCAUCAUCAUUAAAUCCUAAUACAAAUGGUACAAUGGUAUUUCUAUAUAAAUGUUCUGUAUGUGAUUUUACAUCUAAUGUUCCAUGGAAUAUUCAAAAACAUAUCAAUGAUUUACAUUCUGAUCAACCAAAUGCACAUAUGUUAACACAAUGUCGAUCAACAAUAACAGAUCAAACUCAAAAAUCAAAUAUAAAAAAAUCGAAAAAUAAAAAUGGAAAUAAUCAAACAUCAACAACAAUAGCAACUGUAACUAAAAUGUCAUCAACAGCUCCAUUAUCUCCAACAAGUGCAUUAGCUAAAGCAAAAUUUUCUCCUGCAGUUGAAGAAGCUUUAUUAUCAUUACAAGGUUCAAAAUUAAAUUCUGGUCUUUAUGCUGUACAACCGAAAUUUGGUAUAAAACGUUUAAAAUGUCGUCAUUGUUUUUAUCGUUCAAAUUGGAAAACUGAUAUGAUUCGACAUGUACGAAUAAGACAUAAUUUAACUGAGCCUGAUCAUAAUAAAGAUAUGAUUAUGAUGACUGAACAAGAAGCACGUUCAACUAUUGAAACAUAUGAAAAUACAUUUGGAAAAGAAUUACGUCGACGUACAUUUCGAACAUGGAACGAUUGGGCUAAAGCCGAAGAAGAAUUUACACCUAAAGAUGGUUCACUACAAUAUAGUAAUGUCAAUGGUAGUGGAAUACCAAUAAUUGAUAUUAAUAAUAAACCAAAGAAACAUCCACAAAUAUCAUUAUCAACUAAUGAUGAUACAAAACGAAUAAAUAAAACUAAAACUAAACAUGAAUCGAAAAUAAUAUCACAAAAUUAUAAUCAAGGAUUAUCAAAUACAAAAGAUGAUCUCAAACAAUUACCUAAUCCAUCAAAUAUUGUUUCACGUUUAUUAUUAACAACAUCACCAUCACAUAGUAAUGAUGAUGAUGCACCAUUAGAUCUUUCACUUAAACCAUCAUCAAAUCAUCAAUUAUUAUCACCAAUAGAAAUAAUGCGUUAUAAUGAAAGUAAUAAUAUUCAAAUAAAAGAUGAUCUUGAUGAUCUCGAUGAUGAAGAUAAUUCCGAUGGAAAUUCAACUGUUAAUUAUCUAUGUUCUGUAUGUCCAUAUAAACGUUCGAAUUAUAAUUUAGUACAACGUCAUUUAUUAUUUCAUUUAACUGGUCAAGGUGUUGUUUGUCCUCUUUGUUCUUAUACAACAUUAUCUCAUAAUUCAAUGAUUCGUCAUAUGACAAUCGUGCAUCCAACUAGUCAAACAAUAAUUAAAUUUGCACCAGUAAAUCAAACAACAAAUGCAAAUAUAAUUGAACAACAUCAAUGUCCAAUAUGUUCAUAUCAAUGUGAACGUUCUGAAGCCUUAGAAGUUCAUCGUCGUCUUGAACAUGAUGAUGAAGAAUUUGAUAUUGAUUCAUCAUCAGGUAUUGGUGGUGGUGAUGAAAUUGAUGAAGAUGAAAUGGAUAAUGAUGAUAUAAAUUUACCGGUCGAUACAAAUAAUAAUAUUUUUCAAUGUCCAUUAUGUACACCUUCGUCAAAUACAACUAAUUAUUCAAAUUUAGAACAGUUUACCAUGCAUGUAUUUACCGAUCAUAAUAAUCAUAUGCAAAACAAUCAAUCAUGUCCAUUUUGUUCAUUUAUUGCUCAUAUAACAUCUACAUAUACUUUAGUAGAACAUAUAAAACUUCAUUUUAAUGGAACACUUGUACAACCCGAUCCAAUUGUUGGUUUGGAAAAUGUGAAAGAGUUAUUAAUUGAAUAA
Adineta steineri is the source of this 3570-nucleotide messenger RNA. The record is from the annotation of a GenBank genome assembly. NCBI's taxonomy places the organism in Eukaryota, Metazoa, Rotifera, Eurotatoria, Adinetida, Adinetidae.